Molecule: messenger RNA, 405 nt
Organism: Anastrepha obliqua
Lineage: Eukaryota; Metazoa; Arthropoda; Insecta; Diptera; Tephritidae
Product: jerky protein homolog
Exons: 1
Coding region: 1-405 (134 amino acids)
Molecular function (GO): DNA binding
Source: RefSeq, a predicted model, not a curated record
AUGAGUGCAAAGCGCAAACGAAUUGUGGUUUCGAUGGAUACACGUUUAAAAGUGCUAAGGCGGAUUGAUAAUGGUGAAUCCGUAGCGAAAAUAUGUGCAGAAUUUAAUGUUGGAAAAAGCACUGUAAAUGACUGGCGAAGAGAUAAGCGUUCCAUUGAGGAGUUUUGCCCGAAAAUGGAAUCUGAUAGAAAUCUGGGUAGCCGUUGUACGAGAAAAAAACCAAUUUGCGAGGUCGUCCAUGAAGCUUUGUGGAUCUGGUUUCUUCACGAGCGUCGAAGAGGUACACCGAUUGGCGGCCCAAAUUUGAAAGAAAAAGCUUUGGCUAUCCACCAGAAGAUUAAUAUUGGAGGUGACUUUGUGGCAAUCGAUGGAAGAAGCGACACGGAAUUCAUUUCGCACAUGUAA